Rotaria socialis is the source of this 417-nucleotide messenger RNA. Lineage: Eukaryota; Metazoa; Rotifera; Eurotatoria; Philodinida; Philodinidae. The record is from the annotation of a GenBank genome assembly.
AUGGCUAGCAGUGGUGUUGAAGGACUCAAAGGUACCUGGGACUAUGUCGAUGGUGAAAAUUUUGAUGAAUAUAUGAAAGAACUUGGUGUCGGACUUACGACACGUUUGGCAGCUAGAAGUAUCAAACCACGUUUGAUUUUUAGUGAAAAUGGUGGUAAAUGGACUGUAAAAUCGGAAAGUACAAUUAAAUCAACAUCAUACGAAUUUACACCUAGCGUUGAAUUCGAUGAAACAACACCUGAUGGACGACAAGUUAAAUCAACCAUCAACUUUGAAGGUAAUAAAUGGGUUCAUACGACCGUCGAUAAAGAUGGAAAAAAAUCAGUAGUUACACGUUAUGUUGAUGAUAAAGAUCAACAUAUGAUUGAUAUGGAAUGUGGUUCAGUAAAAGCUCGUCGUUGGUAUAAACGUGCCUAA